UAUACAAGACGCAGAUCAAGACGUUGUUCAAUUAGCACGAGUAGGCUAAAUCUUGGAAAAUUUGGUUUGGUUUCCAAGACAUCAGGAACUUUUCGUGAAAUACGUACAGAAAACCAUUUAGCUAAAAUGCAGAGGGAGGAGAAACCCAGCCUGCUGCUCCCCUUCCACACUGAGCUCAAACAAGAGAGACUGGAUUCUGAUUAUGAAAGUGGAUCUCAGGGGGCAUUGGUGGAUUCAGAGAUGACAUCAGUGAAGCUGGAAGACGAAAGUCAAACGCUCAGAAUGAAUGUUACCAUUAAAGAUGAAGAGGAGGAGAAGAAUGUGGUUAUCAUUAAAAAUGGAGAUGUGGAUUUACUUAAUCAAGAUGGGAUUCCUGAAGUGGAGACACAUGGAGGGAAACAACAGGAAGACUACAAUGAAAAGUGGGGAUACCACUGUCCCCACUGUGAAAAGCAUUUCUCAUCUCUGUCACUGUUAAAAAGACACGUUAACAUACAUACUGGAGAGAAGCCUUACUCCUGUUCUGACUGUGGGAAGUGUUUUGUUACAUCAUCUGCUCUUACUAAACAUCAGAGGGUGCACACAGGUGAAAAGCCUUCCACCUGUUCUGACUGUGGGAAGUGUUGUAUUACAUCAUCUGAACUUAGUACACACCAGAGAGUGCACACAGGUGAGAAACCCUACUCCUGUUCUGACUGUGGUAAGAGUUUCUUUCACUUAGGUAACUUUAAAGCUCACCAGCGCAUACAUACUGGAGAGAAGCCUUACUCCUGUUCAGACUGUGGGAAGUGUUUCAUUACAUCAUCUAAACUUACUAGUCAUAAGAGAGUGCACACAGGUGAGAAGCCUUACUCCUGUUCUGAUUGUGGGAAGAGUUUCUCUCACUUGGGUAACUUUAAAGCUCACCAGCAUAAACAUACUGGAGAGAAGCCUUACUCCUGUUCAGACUGUGGGAGGUGUUUCAUUAGAUCAUCUGAACUUACUUCACACCAGAGAGUGCACACAGGUGAGAAACCUUACCCGUGUUCUGACUGUGGGAAGAGUUUUUCUCAAUUAGGUAGCCUUAAGUCUCACCAGCGCAUACAUACUGGAGAGAAGCCUUACUCCUGUUUUGACUGUGGGAAGUGUUUCAUUAGAUCAUCUGCACUUACUAGACAUCAAAGAGUGCACAUAAGUGAGAAGCCUUAUUCUUGUUCUGAAUGUGGGAAGUGUUUCAUUAUAUCAUCUGAUCUUACCAAACAUCAGAGUGUGCACACAGGUGAGAAGCCUUACGUCUGUUCUGAGUAUGGAAAUAGUUUCACUCGCUUAGGCAGCCUUAAAGCUCAUCAGCGUAUACAUACUGGAGAGAAACCUUACUCGUGUUUUGAAUGUGGGAAGUGUUUCAAUAGGUCAUAUAAACUUGUUAUUCAUCAGAGAGUGCACACAGGGGAGAUGCCUUACUCCUGUUCUAACUGUAGAAAGUAUUUUAUUUCUUCAUCUGCACUUACUAGUCAAAAAAGACUGCACACAGGUGGGAAGCCUUACUCCUGUUCUGACUGUGGGAAGUGUUUCAUUAGAUCAUCUGAUCUUACUAGUCAUUAAAGACUGCACACAGGUGAGAAGCCUUACUUUUGUUCUGAGUGUGGAAAGAGUUUCUCUCAUUUAAAUAGCCUUAAAAUUCACCAGCGUUUACAUACUGGAGAGAAGCCUUACUCAUGUUCAGACUGUGGGAAAUGUUUCAUUAGAUCAUCUGAUCUUACUAGUCAUAAAAGACUACACACAGGUGAGAAGCCUUACUCCUGUUCUAGCUGCGGGAAGUGUUUUUCUUCUUCAUCUGGACAUACUAAACAUCUAAGAAUGCACACAGGUGAGAAGCCAUUCUCCUGUUCUGACUGUGGGAAGUGUUUCAAAUGGGUAGCCUUAAAGCUCACCAGCGCACACACACAGGAGAGAAGCUUUAUUCCUGUUCUGACUGUGGGAAGAGUUUCUCUGUAUUAGGUAACCUUAAUGUUCACCAGCACAUACACACUGUACAAUAGCAUUGAACAUUUCACACUGGAGAUUAAUAGUGAACAUUGGACAAGCUUGUCAGAGUAGAAAAGCUAAUGUUUUGCAACAUCAAGUAGUUUAACUGUCUUUUGUGGAAAUUACCACAAUUGAAGUUGUCUCAAUGCCCAAAGUAAGAAGUCUGAAUGCCCAGGGAACUGCCCCUCCCAUCCCCAGCUCACUAAAUGUCCAUUGUAAAUGAUCCUUAUAAGAUGGAUACAAGGAUAUACUCAGGUCAAACCAUGAUCUAUUCAAAAAAUUAACAGACCCCUAUGAUCUGUUUAUUACAUGCUUAUUGAACCUUUUUUAUUAGGGGUUGCUCAUGGGGAUUGGCUAAAGAUUUUCCUUUCAAAUAUAUAAGCUAAUAUUAUUUGAGAUUUUCUUUAGCACUUCAGUAUUUAUCGUGAUUCAGUUGUGAUAUUUUGAUGAAUCGUGAUGUAUUGAAUCGCAACCUGUAUCGUGAUAUAUCGUAACACAAGGUACUUGCCAAUACCCACCCCUAUUUCAACAUCUGAUAUGUUUAUAUAUAUUUUGAUAUGUUGUCUUUGUACUAUUUUCAAUGAAAUAUAGAGAAAUAGUUUGCACAUCAUAGCAUUCUGUUUAUAUUUGCAUUUAUUUGCAACAAGGUUGUAGUUCAUUUGGUAAAUUUAACACUGAAUUUAAAGGAAUGUCAUUCUAAAAAUAACACACAGGAACUGAAGUGUUCACAUAUUUCCUUGAGAUUAGGUUUUUGGGACAUUGAGGAAUGUCUGGUAGAGUUUCUUGGUUGACAGAAGCUACAGUAGGAGAGAAACAAAUAGAAAUACAAACACAUAUUAAGGAUUACUCUAUUUACAGCAUCGUGAGGACCAUUCUCAAUGUACGUGUGAGAGACAGUAGUAGAUAUAAUUUAAUCUCUGAUUGAUAUGUGAUGAAAGGUUGACAAGUGGCCACCAAUACUUAACAAAUAACCUGAAAAGGAACCAGGCAAGCCUAGUUCAGCUGGCCCGCAAUUAGAAGGGGUGAAUGUUGUUGUCCUGGGCUGAUUUCGACAAACUGUUUUCUAUGUGACUGUGUCUUUAACCAUUACGCUAUUUAAACAGUGGGAAUGCAACUUUUACCUCAGCUAUUACAUUUUUGCUGUUAUAACGUGGACAAUAAAACGUUUAUUAACAGACCUAAAGUGUACUUUUGUACAAAGAUUACUGUAGAUGGCUAGCUAAUAGCUAUACAGUACCUACUAUGAAAACAUUGACUUCAGUCAAUCCAUGGCUGGUUUGUUUCUUUAGAAAACAAUAAAAAUAUUAAAAGGUCACAUAAUACAAUUAACAUAAAAUGCCUCUGAUCCACUCUCUGAAGGAAAUGCUAGAUACCAUUAACAAGAUAUGUUAAUAGUGUCGUAAGUAAGAGGGGAACAAGACAUGCAUGGACAAUUUAAAUCAAGAGGUCUUUGUAAAAUGCAGGUGGGCAAGCUGCAUUUUGGUAAAACCUUGGGUGAAGAGCGAAAAUGAUAAGACUAAUAAACCAAACUGGUUUAGACCAGAUUAACAUGUAUUGAUAAAAUGUCAGUUAUUUUGAGAGAUGUUGUUACACUUCAGAUUUUCUGAACUGCUCUUCAGACAGACUGAUCUUGUGUUAGUAUCUUUCAGUUUCUAUUUGCAAAUAUUAUAUACACUGAACAAAAUUAUAAACGCAACACUU
This is a messenger RNA of Esox lucius (northern pike), 3705 nucleotides long. Its product is annotated as zinc finger protein 501-like. Lineage: Eukaryota; Metazoa; Chordata; Actinopteri; Esociformes; Esocidae. The record is from RefSeq and is a predicted model, not a curated record. The transcript has 3 exons. Gene Ontology annotation, biological process: negative regulation of transcription by RNA polymerase II; regulation of immune system process; regulation of cytokine production. Bases 127 to 1581 code for a protein of 484 amino acids.